AUGGCAUUCACAAACACUCCUCUCUUCGGCGGCGCAAUCACCGUCGACCUGCCCUCCAACUUCGCCGACACAAGCACAAUCCGGGAAGUCCCCGACCACCAAGAAGUAUACCUCGACGCCGGCGGCUACUCCAACAUCGUCAUCGAAAUCCUCGAAUACGUCGACAAGCCCAGCGACGAAGAAGCCCUGCAGUACCACUUCUCCGACCUCGUCGAUGAUACAGGAGACAGCACGAAUAUUUUGCAGCAAGAGAAAGUCACGUUUGGGAAAGAUGGGGUUAAGGAGAAGAAUGCAAUGGGGUUGACUUUCAUUCAAACACCCGCCCCGCCGACGGACCCGAGGCGCAAGACGCCUGAGUUCGUGUAUAUUCAUCUUUUGCUGCUGAGGUUGAAGGAGCAGGACACGGAUAUCAUGGCCACGAUCAACAUCCCGCAUUACAAGGACGAGUAUGAGAAGGCCGAGCCGGGUGAGGAGACGAACUUGAUGAAGGAUAGUAAAGCGAUUCGGGAGAAGGUAUUGGGGACGUUUGAGGUCAAGGAGUGGGGAUUGUUUGAUGGGUAG
Molecule: messenger RNA, 561 nt
Organism: Parastagonospora nodorum SN15
Lineage: Eukaryota; Fungi; Ascomycota; Dothideomycetes; Pleosporales; Phaeosphaeriaceae
Exons: 3
Coding region: 1-561 (186 amino acids)
Biological process (GO): protein import into nucleus
Cellular component (GO): nucleus
Molecular function (GO): guanyl-nucleotide exchange factor activity; small GTPase binding
Source: RefSeq, a predicted model, not a curated record